Molecule: messenger RNA, 1970 nt
Organism: Microplitis demolitor
Lineage: Eukaryota; Metazoa; Arthropoda; Insecta; Hymenoptera; Braconidae
Product: UDP-glucose 4-epimerase
Exons: 6
Coding region: 420-1490 (356 amino acids)
Biological process (GO): beta-D-galactose catabolic process via UDP-galactose, Leloir pathway
Cellular component (GO): cytosol
Molecular function (GO): UDP-glucose 4-epimerase activity
Source: RefSeq, a predicted model, not a curated record
GUUGAGUAUCGUUAAAGAUAUCCGAGGAAUCUAUCAGUUUGGUCAUUAUUUUAACCUGAAAUAAUGAACUGAAAAUUUUGCCAAAGUUAUUAGUUUUUUUUUUUUUGUGUGAUUGAAGUAAAUAUGCAUUUUUGAUUUUCAAAUAUUUAUUCAACUUAUAUUACGAUUUUAUCUCGUUUUUUAAUAUCCAUUGAAUUUUACCGGUUUAUAUGAUAUUUUUAUGUGAAAAAAAUUUAAAAAAACUUUACUAAGUGUUUUGGAGUCAUCUGUUAUGAGUGAAAUGAGUUGUGCGUAAUCGGAAAUUAAUUUUCGAGUUUGAAAUCGUAAAAUAAUAAAUUUAAGAUUCAACAACUUGUUCGAAGGAAUUUAACCUUGAGAAACUAGCAGUACCGUUAUAGAUCUUCAAUCAAAUUCACGAAAUGAUGAUAGAUACAGGAGGAACCGUUUUUGUAACUGGAGGUGCAGGCUACAUCGCCAGUCAUUGUAUCGUUGAAUUAUUAGAAAAUAAUUAUCAAGUUGUUGCGAUUGAUAAUUUUUCAAACAGUGUGUCCAGUAGGAUGGGAGAGUCAAUAGCACUUCAAAGAGUCGAAAAAAUCACUGAGAAAAAAAUACAUUUCUACAAUUGUGAUCUUACUGACCGUGAAAAAUUACAACAAAUAUUCAGCAAGCAUAAGAUCGAUUGUGUGAUUCAUUUUGCAGCAAUAAAGGCAGUAGGAGAAUCGAUGCAAAUUCCACUCCACUAUUAUCGAAAUAAUAUUAUUGGUGCGAUUAAUUUACUUGAGGUAAUGAAAUCAGCACAAUGCUUUCAAUUAGUAUUUUCAAGCUCAUGUACAGUUUAUGGAGAGCCAAACCAUCUACCAAUUACAGAAGCCCAUCCAACUGGAAAUAUUACAAAUGUUUAUGGGCGGACAAAAUAUUUUAUUGAAGAAAUGUUGAAAGAUAUAUCUCGAGCAGAAAAAACUUGGAAUAUCAUAUCGCUGAGGUACUUUAAUCCUGUUGGAGCUCACCCAAGUGGGAUAAUUGGUGAAGAUCCUACAAAACCGUAUACAAAUUUGAUGCCUUUUAUCGCACAAGUUGCACUGAAACAUAAGCCAGUACUCAAAAUAUUUGGUGGGGAUUAUUUUACAAAAGAUGGAACAGGAAUUCGUGAUUAUAUUCACGUAAUGGAUUUAGCUGCUGGUCACCUCGCAGCCAUAACGAAAUUAAAAAAAGAGCACUUACGACUGAAAUUCUAUAACUUGGGAACUGGUAAAGGUGUCUCUGUUUUAGAACUAGUAAAAACGUUUGAAAGAGUCACAGGUACAAAUAUUCCCUAUGUCAUAUGUGGUCGGAGAGACGGAGAUAUUAUAUCAAUGUAUGCAGACGCUGAAGCAGCUAAAGUUGAACUUGGGUGGACAACAAAAUAUAGCUUAGAACAAAUGUGUCAGGAUUUUUGGAGGUGGCAAUCGAUGAAUCCAGAUGGUUAUCGUUCAAAUCAAAUGAAACCAUAAAUCAUAUUUAAUUUUUUAAUCGACGUAAAAAUUUUGAUUGUUAUUCAUGAGAAUAAUUUAUAAUUAAUAUUGUGAUAUAUAUUCUUUCAAGAGGCAUUUAAUACUUACUACAAAGAUAUGGUUUAAUAAAUAUAUUGAAUAAGUUAUUAAGGGAAUUCAAUGGUGGCCAGUAUAAAUUAAUUUGCUUAUUUACCUGAAUAUCUUUCAAUUUUCCAAUACUUUACUACUUUCUUUUAUAUUUAUAUCCUUAUUGAUUUAUUUAUUCUUAGCACUAUCACUUUAUUUAAAAGCUGCUAAUAUUCCACAUUUACCAUUUUCAUUCUUGCUCGAGUGAUUUGGGGUGAAGCAUAAGAUGAAAAAUUUACCUGACUAGUCACGUCCGACAUGAGCGCCGGAACACUUGAACUCGGUAUUGUCCAAAACAAAAUUAAUGAUAAAUAUUAGACUGGGCCAAAAAAAUCGACUAUUUUUUUUUCUUUC